ACCGACGAGAUCUCGCACCGCAGCAGACGCUUCGGUGAUUUGAUUCAUGGCUUGUUCUUCGGAAGCAGUGCUGACGCUCUGAAUAACUUCAUAUACGUUUAUUCAGCACCACUGACAUGAGAACAAACUCAUCUGAGAAUCAGAAUGUUCUUGUAAACUGACAUGGACAUUACACUCAACGACAGAAGCAGACGUUUGAAACGUAGGAGGAGCGGUUGGAAGAAAAGUGACCUGUGAAAUGCGAGUGACCAUCUGAAAACACGUGGAGCUUCUAGAACAUCAAGUGUGUGUUUUGUUCAGGAUCGGACUGCUCGUUAUGAAAAAUAAAGCUCAUUAAAAACUGGACAGAAAGAGGAACCAAAUGUGAGGAAUUACAGCCGACGUUUAAAAGAGGGAAACGUGAAGGAAAGUUUUUGCAGAAGCGCGUGUGUUGAAUCGCUCUUUGUGUCUGUGCGAGGAUGACUGAUCUCUAGACAGCAGGACGACUGACAGAUGAUACACACAUAAUACCAGUGACAACAACACAACUAGAUAGCAGUUGUUCCUGAUGAUCUCAGAAAGGCCGACACUAACAUUAGCUGUUUUGGCCGACAUUAGUACCAAACGCAGAAAGACUCGUAGCAGAUUCCUGGCCGUGAAAGAUCUAAAGUUUUAACAGUGAAUCCUCUUCCGCUCCUGAUCCCAUGAUAAUCAGUGUUUGUGGUUUAGUUGGGACAUGCACCUGUCUGAGUGUUUUUCUUGCUCCUCAGACGAGCGGUCAUGUCCACUGCAUUAGCUAGUUGAGUUCUGUUCACUCUUAUUCAAUGAGUCUUUCAGCAGUGAAUGUGUUUUUCGGUCACUGAACUGGAGUGACUCUGGAUUCAGCUGCAGUGUGAAUGCGAAUCUUAAAUCCCUGUAUACUCGCAGCACAUUUACAGCAUCCCAAGAGCACAUCUACAUUACACACUCGCUGCGGACCAGUGGAAGUUUGACAGUGUGUACAAGCUGAGUGAACUUUUCUGGAACCUUUCUGGUCUGGCAAGAGUUUGUUUCAGGAGUUUGAAACGGCUUACCAAGCCAAACGUUCCGGAAAACCUUGCUCUGACCAGCAAACACAAAAGACCAAACAGAAAUCUGCAGACCUCCCCAUGAGGAGCAAUGAGAAGAAGCUGAGAACGUCAGGAGCGAUCAUCAGUCUCAGAUCAUGAUGGAGAAGAACGAGCCGUCCAUCUCUCCGUCCUCUCCGUCUGUCCUCCAGCCCGUCAGUCCAGCUCGCUCCAGUUCCCCUGAUGCUAACGCGGCUCGAGAUGCAGAGAGCCGUACGGAUGCAGUCAAACCCGAGGCCAGCGCAGCCGAGACAGACCCCCGCCGGAGCCCCCCCGCCGCCUCCGCCUCCUCCCCGCCGGCCCUCCCGCCCAACAUCCCGGUCAUCAGCCUGGCUCACAGCAAACCACCGCUGCCUGCACUCUCCAUGCUGACCGGCCUGCGCCCCGCGGAGCUGCGCCUGUCCCUGCUGCCUCCACCCUUCCUGCAGACGCACCCCUUCAUCAGCAGCUCUUUCCUCGGACCAUCGGGAAGCUUUGGGAUCUUCGGUAACGCUCGUGUGAAGAGACGCCCGUCCACACACUUCGAACUGGAGCUCAAUGACGGUCCUCCUCAGAAAAUGGCUCGGCGCGUCUUCACUAACAGCCGCGAGCGCUGGCGGCAGCAGAACGUGAACGGUGCUUUCUCCGAGCUCCGCAAACUCAUCCCGACACACCCGCCCGACAAGAAGCUCAGCAAGAACGAGAUCCUGCGCCUCGCCAUGAAGUACAUCGACUUCCUGGUGCAGCUGCUGAAGGACCAGAGCAGCGGUCAGUGUGAAGACGCGGCGGAGGACGGGAAGAAGGACGGGAGCGAGGCUUUGGGGAACAGCGUCUCUCGUGAGAACAGAGACUCCACGGACUCCGUGACGGUGCUGACGGCCUCCUCGGGCUCCAGCUGUUACGGAGACACGGACAGCGAGGAGAGCUCGGGGACCUGCGGCAUCCAGACCAAACACAGCCGAGGCAUCACGGAGAAGGUCCAGGAACAGAUAUUGACGGUCACAGCGAGCAGCUACCAGCGGUGACCAGCGCUAACCACCUCAAAGUGACACGCUGAGGAACGUUCAACCAGGGUUGCCAGGUUUUCACAACAAAACCCACCCAAUUGCUACUCAAAAAUCGCGUUCUGGGGGUAAAAAACACGUUUUAUUGCGGGGUUCCCCUGGUAAAAUUCCCAUCUUAGGGGCUAAAUAUCACGUUAUUGGACAUAAAAACAACCCACGGAAACAGUGUUAGAGUAGCCCAGAUCUGCGGGAAAACCGUGGACUUGGCAACACUGUGUUCAACCCUCGACGCAUAGAAACUGUGGAGUGACGGCGAUUCGUGUUUGGUGUCUCGUGAUCCUUCACGUCUGCUACUUCUCCAUUUAGUUUCCUAACUGCAAAAAAAGCCUUCUCUUAGUGUUUUUGUCUUGUUUCUAGUCAAAAUAUCUAAAAAUUCUUAAAUCAAGAUGCAUUUACUAGAUAAGCUAAAUUAAUUGCAUUAUUUUAUUUAUCCCACUGGCAGAUAAUUGUACUUAUUUUAAGCAAAAUGCACUUCAUUUAUAAAUUUUUUUCUCUUGGAAACAAGGCUAAAUAUCUUGCGUCAUCUUAUCUAGUAAAUGCAUCUUGAUUUAAGAAUUUGUAGUUAUUUUGACUAGAACAAGACAAAAAUACCAAGUAAGCUAAGCCUUUUGUUUGCAGUGAUUUGACUGAUAUUUGAAGGAGCUCGUCAGGGAACAACGAGUCUGUGGGUUCCUGGUGUGAUCGUGGGUACCGCAAACUUCACAUCUGUGACGGUCUGACUGGAUUAUUUAAUAAUGUGUUGAUCUUCUGAGAGCAUCAUGACUCUGUCUUCUGUCCUGCGGCGUCUUCAGGAGGAUUAUAGAGGAUCUUUGUUAGCUCCGUCUGAGCUAGUAAAUGUUUGGACGAUGUGAAGCUGUAAUUAUGUGGCUUGCGUUCAACUGAUUUUGUUCUGAAUAAAUUAAACAUGAUAGUUUGA
Messenger RNA from Onychostoma macrolepis, 3044 nucleotides. RefSeq names its product LYL1 basic helix-loop-helix family member (gene lyl1). The record is from RefSeq and is a predicted model, not a curated record. The coding region runs from base 1184 to 2089 and encodes 301 amino acids. Lineage: Eukaryota; Metazoa; Chordata; Actinopteri; Cypriniformes; Cyprinidae. Gene Ontology annotation, biological process: regulation of transcription by RNA polymerase II. Gene Ontology annotation, molecular function: protein dimerization activity; RNA polymerase II cis-regulatory region sequence-specific DNA binding; DNA-binding transcription factor activity, RNA polymerase II-specific. The transcript has 4 exons.